AUGUAUGGACGCUACACACAGGACCUGGGCACCUUCGCCAAGGAUGAGGCGGCCCGGCUGCGACUGCAACAGGGGCACAGGGAGGGGGGCUUCCCCCGGCUGCGCCGCCCCUCCGAGCUGCUGGAGUACACCCAGGGCCGCUGUGCCCCCUGCCUCUGCACCUUGCAGUGCCAGCGGUUCCUCAUCUCCAAGGUGGGUGAGGAUUGGGUCUUCCUCAUCCUUCUGGGGCUGGUCAUGGCACUGGUCAGCUGGGCCAUGGACUUUGCCAUCGCCACUUGCCUCCAAGCCCAGAAGUGGAUGUACGGAGGCCUGGACACCAACGUGUUGCUGCAGUACCUGGCCUGGGUCACCUAUCCCACUGUGCUCAUCACCUUCUCAGCUGGCUUCACCCAGAUCCUCGCACCCCAGGCUGUCGGCUCCGGGAUCCCUGAGAUGAAGACCAUCCUGCGGGGCGUUGUGCUGAAGGAGUACCUCACCUUCAAGACCUUUGUGGCCAAGGUGAUCGGGCUGACGUGUGCCCUGGGCAGCGGCAUGCCCCUAGGCAAGGAGGGUCCCUUUGUUCACAUUGCCAGCAUGUGCGCAGCCCUGCUCAGCCGCUUUCUCUCCCUCUUUGGGGGCUUCUACGAGAAUGAGGCGAGGAACAUCGAAAUGCUGGCGGCCGCCUGUGCCGUCGGUGUUGGCUGCUGCUUCGCCGCCCCUAUUGGAGGCGUCCUCUUCAGCAUCGAGGUCACCUCCACCUUCUUUGCUGUCCGCAACUACUGGCGAGGCUUCUUUGCUGCCACCUUCAGUGCCUUCAUUUUCCGUGUCCUUGCUGUCUGGAACAAGGAUGAAGAGACCAUCACAGCACUGUUCAAGACCCGCUUCCGCCUCGACUUCCCCUUCGACCUGCAGGAGCUUCCCGCCUUCGCUGUCAUCGGAAUUGCCAGUGGCUUCGGGGGUGCGCUCUUCGUCUACCUCAACCGCAAGAUCGUGCAAUUCAUGCGCCGCCAGAAGACCAUCAACCGCUUUCUCAUGAAAAAGCGCCUGCUCUUCCCUGCCUUGGUGACACUGCUCAUCUCUACACUGACUUUCCCGCCCGGCUUUGGACAGUUCAUGGCUGGCCGGCUCACCCAGAAGGACACUCUGGUGACACUCUUCGACAACCAAACGUGGGCCAAGCAGGGGAUCAGCGAUGAGUUUGAGUACUUGGGCAUCCUGGAGGCCUGGCGCCAUCCCCGCUCCAACGUCUUUGUCACUCUUGUUGUCUUCAUUCUCAUGAAGUUCUGGAUGUCAGCCCUGGCCACCACCAUCCCAGUGCCCUGUGGAGCCUUCAUGCCUGUCUUUGUCAUUGGGGCAGCCUUUGGGCGCCUGGUGGGGGAGAGCAUGGCAGCCUGGUUCCCUGAUGGUAUCCAUGCUGACAGCAACAUUUACCGCAUCGUGCCAGGGGGCUAUGCCGUGGUGGGGGCUGCUGCGCUGUCGGGCGCUGUCACCCACACAGUGUCUACGGCUGUCAUCGUCUUUGAGCUGACGGGGCAAAUCUCUCACAUCCUGCCUGUCAUGAUUGCUGUCAUCCUGGCCAACGCUGUGGCCCAGAGCCUCCAGCCCUCCCUCUACGACAGCAUCAUCCGCAUCAAGAAGCUGCCAUACCUGCCCGAGCUGGGCUGGGGCCACCAUGAGAAAUACAACGUGCGGGUGGAGGACAUCAUGGUCCGCGACAUCCGCUACGUCACCCUCAACUGCAAGUACCGGGACCUGCAACACAUCCUGCACAGCACAAAGAUGAAGAGCCUGCCUCUGGUGGAGUCGGCUGAGUCCAUGAUCCUGCUGGGCUCCAUCGAGCGGGCGCAGGUGGGGGCCCUGCUCAGCCACCAGCUCAGCCCCCAGCGCCGGCUCCAGGCCCUGCGGCAGAAGGCGCUGAGCCGCGCUGCAUCCCGCAAGCCCCUGAAGCCGGCGCUGAAGCGGGUGCCCAGCGGCACAGUCGAGACGCCCCCAGCCGGCACCACUGACCACUCCGGCAUUGCCCUCAAGAGCCUCUUCUGUGCCAACACCGCUGCAGAGCCCACCGAGGCCCAGGGCACGGCCUAUCGCAAGGCCAAACACGUCCGCAUUUCCAUCACGGAGGAGAUGGAUCUGGGUGACAGGAUGACCCCGGCGGAGAUCUUGGACUGGGAGGAACAGCAGCUGGACCAGCUAGUGGACUUCAGCAGUGCCAAGAUCGACCCCGCACCCUUCCAGCUGGUGGAGCACACAUCCCUGCAUAAGACCCACACCAUCUUCUCGCUGCUGGGGCUGGACCAUGCGUACGUCACCAGCAUCGGGCGCCUGGUGGGCAUGGUGUCCCUCAAGGAGCUGCGCAAGGCCAUCGAGGGCUCACUGACGGGCAAGGGGGUGAAGGUGCGCCCGCCGCUCGCCAGCUUCCGCGACAGCCAGGUUUCCACCCCAUCUCUUGGGGCUUCCCACUUGGGUAUCUCUGCCUCCCACCCCCAGUGCCUCCCAGCACUGCUGCCACCCUCACCCAUCCCCCCACUACAGGCACCCUGA
Messenger RNA from Chaetura pelagica (chimney swift), 2520 nucleotides. It is a transcript of the gene CLCN2, whose product is annotated as chloride channel, voltage-sensitive 2. Gene Ontology annotation, molecular function: voltage-gated chloride channel activity. Gene Ontology annotation, biological process: chloride transport; transmembrane transport. The transcript has 24 exons. The record is from RefSeq and is a predicted model, not a curated record. NCBI's taxonomy places the organism in Eukaryota, Metazoa, Chordata, Aves, Apodiformes, Apodidae. The coding region runs from base 1 to 2520 and encodes 839 amino acids. Gene Ontology annotation, cellular component: membrane.